AGUCCUGAACGACGAGUGUCGCGGAUCCAACAAGAAACACGGGAAUUAGAUUUGGCACAUCAGCAGUUGAUCAAGCAACACGAGGAAUUGAAGCAACGUUAUGAUGAUCUUGAGCUGGAAAAGGAAGAGCUCCACAUCCAUUUACGGGAAAUCGAUCAUGCCAUUCAGCUAGCCAACGAAGCCGGUAAAGCCGAUUUUGCCAUGCGAACGGAAAUUGACCGCAUAAGACAAGAUUUACAACACAGCGAAGAUCGGCGACAAGAAAUCGAAUCUAUUUUAGAGAAUCAGCUGGAAACUAUUCACCAUCUCACUCAAAAGACCGAAAGUCUCGCGGAACAAGCGGAAUAUGCCGAGCGUUUAAAGGAUCAGUUGGAUGAAGUUCAUCAUGCUGCAGAGAAACUCCAAAAGGCGGAAGGCACCAUUGAUAAAUACCGUAAAAAGCUCCAGGAAACGACCGAACUUCGGCGACAUAUCAAGGCUUUGGAGGAGCAAAAUGGCUCGCUCGUGGAUCGAAAUCAUCAUAUUGAAGAGGAAUAUCGAAAAGUGUUUGUUUUCAAAACGCUCAUGGAUUCCUACAAAGAUCAAGUGACCUCGUUGGAGGCCAAAAAUAGUGAGCUGAUUCGCGAGACCCAGUUUGUAGAGUACCAAAGCCAACAAUUGCACCAAAAGUUGGAGACACUCGAGGAGGAUCGAACACGGGAUGCCGAUCGAAUUCAAUCCCUGGAAGAUCAUUUGGAAGAUUUGAGAGGAACCAGUAAGCGAGGAUGCAACAUUCUGACAGACGAUGAUGAAAAAGACACGAUGAGCGAGGAUGAAGAGGACGACCAAUGUUACGAUGAAGCCACGCAAUUUGAGCAUACUGUCAAAGAAAAGAACACCAUGGCAUCGCUGAAGGAUCAAGUAAAAUUUCUGCAAAUUCGAUCGUUGCAAAAGAAUAACCUUUCCAAAGGCCAGGAACGAAUCACGGCUCUGCAUCAACUGUUGCAGGAAACCAAUCUUCAGAAAACCGAGUUUGAAAAGCACUAUUUAGACGCAGCCCAAGAGCGCGAUAUCCUCCAAAGUCUUAUGAUGCGGGUGCGAGCAGGGAUCCCGGAAGCAUUGUUGGAUAGAUCGGAAGCUACGAAACCGGACAGAGACCGAAUUGACGCUCUUCAGCUCGAACUAAAGACGCUCCGUGAAACAGUACACGAGAUGCAGACCAAUCCACCAUCCACCCUCCUUCAAAAAAACGACACGGAUGCAUUGAAAUAUCUUGAAGAGCUGAAACAAAAAAUUAACGGGCUCGAAGAACAAUCAAAGCAUCAGCUGCAAGACAUUAACAAGCUGCUGCUGGAAAAAGAUUGGUUGUAUAGUCAAAAUAUGGAACGAAAAGACUUGCUGUUAGAGAAAGAAUGUUUCAACAGCGAAAUGAGAGCUUCUUUAGCGGCCAUGAAUGCUAAAGACGACAUGGCCCUUCGACAGCAAAAUACGCAAUUGCAACAAACCACAAAAGAACUAGAACAGCAUAUGGAAGAGCUGAACAUCAAGCUCCGAAAAGCAAAAGAGUUCAUCAAGCAGCAAGACCGCAUGUUGAAAGACAUCAAAUUUGGUCAGCAUUCAACAUCCCACAAAAUGUCUGCGGCGUCGCUCCAAGCCGCUAUCAAGCAACGCGAAGAGGAAAAUGAUCGACUCAAAAUGCAACUGCGGGAGUCACGCGUUCAAGCCCGGCGGGAGCAACAACUAUUACUCUGUGCCUGGCAAGAUGUGGCACGUAGAGCACAUCGCACGCUCAUUCAUUCCAGACUUUAUCCGUCCGCAUGGUUCGGUGCGCAGUCUCGAAAACGACCCGACAGUUAUCCGAAACGAUAA
Radiomyces spectabilis is the source of this 1848-nucleotide messenger RNA. RefSeq names its product HOOK protein-domain-containing protein. The annotation marks the transcript as partial. Lineage: Eukaryota; Fungi; Mucoromycota; Mucoromycetes; Mucorales; Radiomycetaceae. Gene Ontology annotation, molecular function: microtubule binding. The transcript has 11 exons. Gene Ontology annotation, biological process: cytoplasmic microtubule organization. The record is from RefSeq and is a predicted model, not a curated record.